Messenger RNA from Chanos chanos (milkfish), 1356 nucleotides. RefSeq names its product stAR-related lipid transfer protein 9-like. The coding region runs from base 1 to 1356 and encodes 451 amino acids. The transcript has 14 exons. Gene Ontology annotation, biological process: microtubule-based movement. The record is from RefSeq and is a predicted model, not a curated record. NCBI's taxonomy places the organism in Eukaryota, Metazoa, Chordata, Actinopteri, Gonorynchiformes, Chanidae. Gene Ontology annotation, molecular function: microtubule motor activity; ATP binding; microtubule binding.
AUGGAUGGAGGGAGGAUAGCUGUGCAAGUGGAAGACAAAGUAGUGAGAGUAAAAAACAUGAAGUUGGAGGGGCGCCUUGAUGGACGACUGGAGUCUCCAGGGUCCUCCAGAGAGAGACUGAUGGAGUUUGGCUUUGAUUACUGUUACUGGUCAGUGGACCCUCAAGGUCCAAAUUAUGCUUCACAAGAGGAGGUGUUUCAGGACCUGGGUGUGUCAGUGCUGGCUGGGGCAUCAGAGGGCUAUAAUGUGUGCCUUUUUGCGACUCCAUUGGACUUACGCCCAGGAUCUGUCAAUUUCAUAGAAAUCUAUAAUGAGCGUGUACGUGAUUUGCUAAGACCGGCGGACCAGAAGAAACCAGUCUCCCUGCGGGUCAGAGAGCACCCAGAAAAGGGGCCCUAUGUUCAGGGUCUCUCUCAGCAUGUGGUAUCAGAUUACAAGCAGGCAGUGGACUUGCUGGAGGAAGGCAUCGCCAAUCGUAUCACAGCAGCUACACACAUUCAUGAUGCCAGCAGCCGAUCUCACGCCAUCUUCACUAUCCAGUACACACAGGCUAUUCUUGAAAACAACCUCCCCUCAGAAAUAGUCAGCAAGAUCAAUCUUGUGGAUUUGGCUGGCAGUGAGCGGGCAGAUCCUCACUACUGCCGGGACAGAAUCACAGAGGGAGCCAACAUCAAUAAAUCCCUAGUCACUCUUGGCAUUGUUAUCUCCACUCUUGCUCAGAAUUCCCAGAUGUUUAGUAGCAGUCAGAGCAUUAAUAGUGUGGCCAGUGAGGGGGAGGGUAGUACAGUGGGCAGUCAGUCCAGCUCUCUGUCCGGCAGUGGUCGAAGGCACUGCUUCAUCCCCUACAGAGACUCCGUCCUUACCUGGCUCCUCAAAGACAGCCUUGGAGGCAACUCCAAGACCAUCAUGAUUGCAACCAUCUCUCCCUCAUGUAGCAGCUACAAUGAAACUUUGAGUACCCUUCGCUAUGCUGCCCAUGCAAGAAACAUUGUCAACAAGCCCCGAGUCAAUGAGGAUGCUAACGUGAAGCUGAUCAGGGAACUGCGGGAGGAAAUUGAUCGGCUAAAGAGCAUGCUGCUGAGCUUUGAAAUGCGGAGAAACCUGAGUCCCUCACUUAGUGAUGAGCGAGAUGGAAGUUUCUCUGACAUAGUGCUACAGAAUGAGCUGAAGGUGGAGCAGCUGACAAGGGACUGGUCUGAUAGCUGGGGUGAUAAGCGUGCAUUGCUAGAGCAGUACGGAGUGGACAUAAACCAAGACAGGGCAGGGGUGCUGAUCCACUCUCUUCUGCCUCAUCUCGUUGCCCUGGACCGGGACGUCCUCAGCACGGGAAUCACAAUCUACCAUUUGCCGUAUUAA